UGCUUUUGUUAGUUGGGGCCGCAUGCAUAUGACUCAUAUCCCAUACGUCAGAAGCAAACAAUGGUUUAGGAAUGCAUGGGUGUGCAUACGUCAGAGCAAACAAUGUUCCUAUAUAAGUGAGAUACCCCUUACAGCACUGCCAGAAGCAUACAAGACAGAGUUUAGUGACGACAAUCAACAUUACACUGGCUUUAUUUUCAAAUAUGGAGCCAACUCUAUCUUUGCUAAAAGAAUCUAUGUUGGGAAUCGACAGAACGUGCUCAAGCUUUUGAAGCAGACCCAAGAAAUUAAGUUAACUGUUGAAAGAACUGAAAAAGAAGAACUCGGACAAGAGGAAUUAUGGCAGAGAGGACUACAGAACAUCUAACAACCAACACCCUCUACACACCACCUUCAAGCACACCGGUAAGCGACGAUACAGACCCCCAGAUGGACGUAGAACUACAAUACACCCACGAAAAAAAGCAAUACACCCAUGAAGAAACGCAAUA
Molecule: messenger RNA, 491 nt
Organism: Patiria miniata (bat star)
Lineage: Eukaryota; Metazoa; Echinodermata; Asteroidea; Valvatida; Asterinidae
Exons: 3
Coding region: 23-367 (114 amino acids)
Source: RefSeq, a predicted model, not a curated record